Molecule: messenger RNA, 1332 nt
Organism: Bursaphelenchus xylophilus (pine wood nematode)
Lineage: Eukaryota; Metazoa; Nematoda; Chromadorea; Rhabditida; Aphelenchoididae
Source: the annotation of a GenBank genome assembly
AUGUCGUGGCUGAAAAAUAGCUACAUUUGGGUUGGUUGUGUAGGUAAGUUAUCAAAAUUACUUUGACAAAAAACUUUAUUUUUUCAGUGACCCUCCAGCUGCUGAUCUUUGCCGUUCUUCUGGCAGUUAGACCUUCUUUUGAGUCUCUCGUUCCACUGAUUGGAUAUUACACAAACCGGUCAUUAAAUGUGACAUGGAAUUCGUUAAUCUACAACAGUACCCUGUUAGGCAACGGAGGGUUAAAUUGGUCAGCAGUUUAUCGAUUCGACCAACAAUUGGAUCCAUUCUUGGCUGAUCUGAUGGAAACAGUUACAUUGACAUUCAAAGACCAUCGAGUUGAUUAUCAGAUGACGAGGCCAGUGAAUUCAAAUGUCUGUGAUGGUGUAGAUGCGGUGGUGUAUGUGAUGACCACACUGUCUCGACAGGCGACGGAACGACGUAACAUUGUGAGAAAUGCGCUUUUCAAUGAGGUAGGCUGCUGUUAUUCCUUAUUUCGGAGUCUAAAAGAAUGCAAUUUUUAAUAAUUUCCAUUUGCAAUUACAAUGCUUUUAGACUAAUCUCCCCAAAAAUUACACUAUUCUUCAUCGCUAUGUUGUUGCCAGAUUCCCAGCUGAAAAUGAUUAUCAGCAAAAUUUAAUCAAAGAAGUCAAGGAAUUUGAUGAUAUUAUCAUGAUGAAUAUUGAUGAUGAUUACCGCCGAAAUUACAUAAAAUGGCAUACAAUGCAUGCUUGGCAUAUGAGACACUGCCCUCGGGUCAAAAACUUUAUCAAAAUAGAUGAUGACGUCAUAAUUUAUUUGAAAAGAUUAUUUCAGUGGGUGGAUCGAGACUUUGGAGGGAUAGUUGAAGGGAAAGACAAGUACUUUGUGUGCGACCUUAUCAACAAAGGAAAGGUCUUCCGAGAUCUGGGAAAGCACAAAAAAGUGUAAGUCCUUCCGUCAUUUUUUGGACAAAAAUGACAUUUUUUGGAAUAAAAAUUUUUAUGAAAAAUUAAUUUUAGCUUUGUUACUUACGAACAAUUUCCUCAACGGUACUAUCCAAGCUACUGCAAUGGACCAGUCGUGAUAACAACCAACGAAACAAUCUCGGAAAUAAUGAAAAUUCAGGAGACCGUAAAUUACAUUACCGUGGAUGACGUUCUUUACACUGGAAUUGUCCGAGAUAAAGCUGGAAUAAGUUUGCUCAAAUUUGAUGGAAUCAACGGCCGAAACGCGGGAUGCUCGGCCGAUGGACUUCCAUUGUACACAUCAUGGCAUGGGAAGGGGAAAGGAGGUGCUCAGGGGGUGUUGAAUGUCUUGGAGGAGAUUAAAAAUGUGAAGUGCAAUAAGGAAUAG